Rotaria sordida is the source of this 648-nucleotide messenger RNA. NCBI's taxonomy places the organism in Eukaryota, Metazoa, Rotifera, Eurotatoria, Philodinida, Philodinidae. The record is from the annotation of a GenBank genome assembly.
AUGAAUAACGAUCAAAAUUCAUUUCUUUCAUCAUCACAACCAAUUGAUAUAAUUGAUGGUAAUAUAACAUCAACUUCAAAUCAAAAUGAAUUAUCAACACUUGAUGAGCCAAUUUUCGAAACUAUAAAACGUGAUCUUUCUGCUGUUCUUCGAAAAUUUAGUCAUGCACUUAUUCCACGUCAAUCAUUAACACUUUUACAACAAUGGGAUUUAUGGGGACCACUUAUUUUAGUUACAACAUUAGCUAUUCUUCUUCAAACUAAUACUACAAAAACAAGUAGUGGUAUGCAUUUUGCUGAAGUAUUUAUAUUAAUGUUAAUUGGAUCAAUCGCUAUUACGAUCAAUUCUCAAUUACUCGGUGGUAAAAUUUCUUUUUUUCAAUCAAUUUGUGUACUUGGUUAUUGUUUAUUACCAUUAUUAAUAUCUGCAUUUAUAAAUAAUUUUCUUUUCUAUCUUCCAUAUAAAUCUAUAUUACAUAUAAUACGAUUUUUAAUAGUAAUGAUUGCAUUUACAUGGACAAUGUAUGCAAGUAUUUGUUUUCUUGGUCAAACUCAACAUCCAAAUCGUCGUAUACUUGUACUCUAUCCAAUAUUUUUAUUUUAUUUUCUUGUUUCUUGGCUUAUUAUACUUCAUACACAUUCGAAAUAA